Lagopus leucura (white-tailed ptarmigan) is the source of this 1867-nucleotide messenger RNA. RefSeq names its product chromosome unknown C10orf67 homolog (gene CUNH10orf67). The transcript is spliced from 13 exons. Lineage: Eukaryota; Metazoa; Chordata; Aves; Galliformes; Phasianidae. The record is from RefSeq and is a predicted model, not a curated record.
AUGGCUUCGGAGAGGCGGGGCGGCCCGCUGCGCUCGGCCCGCCUGCUGUCAACGGCCACGCUGGAGCUGCUGGCGCUGCCCUGUGGCCUGCAGGAGCGCGAGCACCGGCCUUGCAUUUCAGAUGAUUUAAAAAUAGGAUAUCACAGCAGAGAUCAUGCAACACAAACAGAUAUCAAAGAAAUACCAGAAUUAAAUGAAUUAGCAGUUGCUACACAAGCUUUAAUCAAGGAAGAUAUCUGACUCACCAAUUCCCUCCAGAAAGAUUUGUUCAUCUACAAAAGUGCCAUUCAAGCACAAUAUGAAGAAAAAAUUGAAGAGCAAGUGUCGAAUCUCUAUAAAUAUGUAAAUGGUAGACUGACAGACAUUGAGACUUUUCAUAAACGGAUAAAGAGAAAAAAAGAAGUCCAAAUUCGACAAAGUUACCAACAGCAGUUAUGUGACGCACUGGCUGUUCUCAGAGGAAAUAUUAAGAAGUAUUACAACAUAGAUAGAGAAGAUAUAGAAUGUUCAUCAGGAAAACUUUUCAGGUUUUUACGUGACAAACUGUGUGAGAAAGAGUCCAUAAUUGAAGAUCUGAAAAGAAAAAUGCAGUAAUAUCAAGAAAAUGAAAGGACUAAAGUGGUUGUCUUUGAAGACGAUGACCGUGGAAACAAAAAGCUUGAAAAAGAGAAUGAAGAGUUCAAAGAAGAGGUUUUCAAACUACGCAACGAGAUUGCUCGUCUUGAGAAUUGUCUGCAACACUCUGAAAAAGAAAAGCAUGCAUUAGAUAGGCAAGUUCAAAGAAUGCAAUUAAAAAUGGAAAGUGAUGAGCAAACUAUUCAACAGUUGGUUGAAUUUCAAGAAGAGAUGAAGGCAGAACUUGAAAACGGAAGAUUGUUAUAUAAAAAUCUGAUAACAAAUGUAGCUACUGAAAGUUCCCUGACUGCUGAAAAUGGAAAACUGAAGAAAUGUGAAGGUCAGGAGAGGCAAACCAUAGCAAGAAAGAAAGCUGAGCAAAGUAAUGCAGUAUGGAAAAAGAAAUUCCAGAUUGUACAAAACAGUCUGCAUGCAACUAAGGACGAGAUGUUUCUUAGACAAACACUGCAACGCCAGUUUCUAGCAUUUAGAUAUACAUUUGCUGGUGAAACAAUGGUUUGCCCUAUUUGUAUUGAAAAUGACAUAAAAGGCACAGACAGAUUCAAAGAUGGCUCACAUUUACCUUCAACUUUGUCUACUGGAAAGCAGAAAGAAGACGCAGGUGAAUUUCCUAGGCUUCUAAACACACCAAAGAUGGCCAGUGUUUGAAGAUGGUGAGUUCGAAAUCUUUGAUGCAACGUAGCCUAUUCUGCAAUUUAAGUAUUUGUUUCUAACUCUUUAGUAUAUACUUGAACAUAAUCGUAUUUCUCCAGAUACAUUUUCCUGCAAACCUUCAAUGUACACAGAGCUUUUGGGGUCUCCUUCUUUGGAGAUACUCAAAACCUGCCUGGAUGCUUUCCUGUGCAAUUUACUCUAGGGAAUCUGUGUUAGGUGGGGUGUUGGAGUAGAUGAUCUCCAGAGGUCCCUUCCAGCAUAGUUCUGUGUGACUGUGAAUAGUCCUCUCUUCCCACGAGAAAGGAGAUGAACUCAAUGCCAUUUCAAUGCUGAAUUCCAAUCUCACCACUAAACUGUAUUUGAAGAACAUUAUGAGAUAUUUACCUUUUCUUUUAGCAUCUAUAAAAAAUACACUACAACAACAAAGAUGCAUGAGUAUAAUACUAAACCCUCUUCUUUUCAGUAUCUCUACUAUUAAAUAAUUUUUAAAAUGUAAUUGCAAUUAAGCACAAUAUUGUUCACUCUAUCUCUUAGGAAUGUUAGUUAAUAGUUUAUUUAAAAAGCAGGAUUGUUCUGA